Messenger RNA from Trypanosoma conorhini, 3474 nucleotides. RefSeq lists its product as uncharacterized. The transcript has a single exon. The record is from RefSeq and is a predicted model, not a curated record. Bases 1 to 3474 code for a protein of 1157 amino acids. Lineage: Eukaryota; Euglenozoa; Kinetoplastea; Trypanosomatida; Trypanosomatidae.
AUGCCACGGUCCAGCUUGCUGUGGGACGGCACCGGGGCCUCGGGGAGCGCCGCCACGAGGAGCGUUGGCGGCAGCAGCGAUGUGAACCCAAGCAUGGCGUCCACGCACACACGCAGGCCGCCGCGGGACGACGAGCAGCGGCGGCCGCCUCAGCAUGAGCCUGCGCCGUCGUUGCCGAGUAUUAUUCCGUCGAGGAGCAGCGAGUUGUCCGUGCAUGGGUCCGUCCACGGUGCCGAGGGCCACAAGGAGGAGCGUGGGACGAGCAAGAAGGAGGCCCGACGGGCCCGCGGUCGAAUUCCAAUGAUUGAGCAGGGACGCCAUGGCAAGGGGCGGCAGGUGGCACUAUGCAAGCAGUGGAUUGAGUUGCACCGCGAGGAGCAGGCGGGGGCGCAAACGCUUGUCGACGUUGCACGAGAACUCUUCUACAAUGUCAUGGUGCGGUGUGACUCCGUCAUUGUGGAGGAUGGUUACGAGCAGAUGCAGCUGUUGGCGCUAAAGACGGCAGCGAGUUGUUUUCUCCUGGAGGAGAUCGUCAAGGCGCUUCCACGGCACGAGGUCCUCAGGCCAUGUGUGGUUUUUUUGCUUCGUGCUGUGUACGUGCCCGACACGCAGGAGAUGCGAGACGCGCUUGGAGGCACGCUGGAGUACCCGUGCCUGUUGCAGAACUGCCCUCUAGACCCCGCCACCCGCGCGCUGCUCUCCCGGUACGCACGCAAGACGUACUUUCUUGCCCACCACGAGCUGACGCAGAAGGUGAUCUUCCACGCCCAUUCCAACGCCUCCCACCUGCAGCACUUAAAACGCCUUCCGCGUGUCUUUGCGCUGAUGAGCGCAAACUGGAUCAAGUCCUUUCUGCGCAUCAUACUAAAGGCAUGGCAGCACAUUUGUCGCAUGCGGCGACAAGCUGAGCAGAAGCACCGGGCGAGGUGGGCGCGGCGAUUUGCGGCGGGGCGAAUACGAGCGGCUGUGCGGCGAUGGCGGGUGUAUGCGAACCUCCGGCUGCAGGGGGCGGCCGCCGCGGAGAGCAUGAAGGCCCGCAUCGAGGGCCUGAAGCAGAGCACGCGGAGCCUCGAGAACGAGAUCGCCUCCCUCUCGGAGGAGAGCACGCGGCUGAGCGCGGAGAUCGAGGCGAAGGGGAACCUCCAUGUCCAGUUUGAGAAGCGCAUUGCCGAGAUGGAGCAGGAGUACAAGGACAGGCUGGAGCAGGUGCGGCAGAUGGACCAGGUCGGUAGCCGCUUAUUGGACUCGCUCCUUCUUCAGACGCCGUUCCCGGCGAGGAUGGAGACACUCUCGCCGCUGGAGGUGCUCGUCCUGUGGGCCAACACAACACUUCUGCAGAGCCCCCUCGGCUCCCUCUUCCUCUCCGCCACGGACGAGGAUUUCCUGAGCUCCGUCGACAAGGUCAUGGAUAAGCGAAAGCAGAAGCGGCAGCAGCAGCAGCAGCAGCAGCAGCAGCAGCACGUGAAUCUGAGUGACAUCUCUGAGGAGGACCUUCCCUUCUCGCCGCUGCUGGCGGAGACGACGACGGUGAGCCUGCCGAUGCAUCGCUUCCUCGCACUCAUUCGCGCGAUGGAUUACGACGCCGGCCCCAGCAAGGAGGACCUCAAAAUGGUGUGCGCAUCCGACAUGCGACUGCGGUCGCUGCGGUCAAAAAUGGAGACCGGCAGCGAGGUGGUGGACCUGAAGGACCCGGAAACGGCUGCUGUGUUGGCGUCGGAGGCAGUCGUGGGGCGUACCCUCGUGGGUGCGUACGAGGCGCUCACAGGCACAAAGUGCAUUGUGACGGGGGACCAGUUGCUGACACGGAGGCGUGGCAUUCAGCUGGUAUUUCUUGCCGGCCUCAUGUGGUAUUUCUCCAACUGGAUGGAGAACCAGGUGCGGCGGCAGCGCUCCACAGAGGAGUCGCGUCAGCCGCUCGCCUCCAGCACCGUGCUGUCCUCUGCCGACCUGGAUGUAGCGGGAAGUGCGGGGCAGGGGCAGCAGGAGGGGCCCACCCCGGAGAACCACCUGGGCGUACGUGACCGGAAGUAUUUUGAGUGGUACCGCCCCCCGCAGAACCACCUCGGGUGGAUGGCGAGAGUGGAGAACCAGCGGCUGUGGAUUGCCGCCUCUCUGAGUGCGCUGCAUGAGGCGCUGAACCUGGCUGUUGAGGCUUACCCCCUCGUCCCCGCCGAGGUGCAGGAAGACACACCGGAGUUCUUGGAAAACGUGACCUUGAAGAGGUUGUCGGACAUUCUUCCGAAGGAGGCGAUCACCUCGAGCGCCUUCUUUCUUCGCCUCGCGCGGGUGGUUGAAAACGCGCUUCCAAAGCUGCGGGCUCUCUUUCUGCAAUACGCACAAGAAGAUCGCGCGGCCGAUGGUAGAGUUAUUGGGCCUCGGUACAUCUACUUCAUUGACUUUUGGCGCCUGCUGCGGGACUGCCGUGUGAUUGGGGGACCAGGGAAACUUCACCGCGCAGUGGUACGCCACAUAGUUGGGAAUGUCUACGGAAGCAACGGGGCACCUGCGGGCGGCAGAAACCCCGGUGAGGGGAGCAUCGCGCCGAGGUCGCGGAGAAAAGCCCGCUCCGUGCUUCUGUCGACGGAGAUUGAUGUGCGGGGUUCACACUACCGGUUGCGCUUCAGUGCCUCGGAGUUCAUGGAGCUGCUCUUGCGCUGUGCUCAGGCGUGGGACAACCUGCGGCAUCAGCAGCUGGAAAAGGAGCUGGAGUCGUCCCACAGAAGGAGGCCCGCGGGGGAGCUUGUCGCCACGACACCGGUCUCACGGUCCUCGGUUGUGAUAAUAGAAGACGUGGCCGCGGAGGCCGACGCGGGGGAGGCGAAGGAAGAGAUGAAGGAGAUCCACUACGAUAUGUACGACAUGACGUGGGCACUGCGCCCAGCCGCGGUGCGGGAUUUCUUUCACGAGUGGAUUAUUCCGCAUGGCUUUCGCGGUCCAACGCUGGAGCCGUUUCGCCGUGCCAUGCGCCACCCCAAACUGCGGGGCCACAUUAUGGCAAACUUCGAUGCCCUCUUUAGCCUCUUUUCGGCCUACGCGGGCCCGAAGGAGGCGUACGGCAUGCCCGCGCGGCUGCCGGAUAUGGAGUCGAGUAUGCGGAGGUUGCUGCAGGACGGGCCCAUGAACAUCCUCUCUUCUACAAAUAGAGCCAGUUUCACUGCCAACAUGAGUGCGUACCUACAGAACAAUAACAUGGGCAUCGUACGCGUCAUGACCGUGAAGGCUGCACAGCGCAUGGCUGAGUCUUUUGACUGGUUCCGUAUUCGUCGCUUGACGACGAGUGCCAUUGAAAACAUUUUUACCGCGGUAAUUGCCGAUGCGGAACACGAGCCCGACGUCGUCUUCUACCCCGAGUGGAUCGACAUGCUGUGCGCCGUGGCGCAGUACUAUGACCCGGACCCAACACGGCCCCUUCACGAGAAGUUUGUCCCCUUCCUAGAGGAGCACGUGCUGCGGUACUACAACAACACCUACUGA